Stegastes partitus (bicolor damselfish) is the source of this 1792-nucleotide messenger RNA. It is a transcript of the gene plaua, whose product is annotated as plasminogen activator, urokinase a. Lineage: Eukaryota; Metazoa; Chordata; Actinopteri; Pomacentridae. Gene Ontology annotation, biological process: plasminogen activation; regulation of cell adhesion mediated by integrin. Gene Ontology annotation, molecular function: serine-type endopeptidase activity. Bases 195 to 1394 code for a protein of 399 amino acids. The record is from RefSeq and is a predicted model, not a curated record. The transcript is spliced from 11 exons.
GAUCAGCACUGUAACACCAGAGCAGCCAACAGUGUGAGUCCUGCUACAACUCAGGUGCACAGCAGAGAAUACAGGGAGGAGAAGAGGCUCUUCAGCUGGAAGAAACAGACUUCAUCAACACUUAAAGGCUUGACAAAAAGUCGGUUCUCAGACAAAAAUAUUUCCAGUAAGCAGAAGCGAAACCAUAAGUCAGCAUGAAUCUGUUCGCCAUCAUCGCCGUCCUUGCAGCGUUCAGUGUCAACGUGGUCUUUUCACAAAGAUGGUCUAAAAAGAAAGUAGGUAAAGAAGAGUUGUGUCGGUCUGGGGAUGGAAGCAGCUACAGGGGAUUUAUUAACAGGUCAGCAAUUGGUCGCAAGUGUCUCAACUGGAACAGGCAGAAACACCUUAAAGGAGCUUCAAAGGGACUUGGCGACCAUAAUUACUGCAGGAAUCCCGACUACAGUCUGAUGCCAUGGUGCCUCGUCCGAAGGCGAAGCAGGAUUGUGAGAGAAUUCUGUGACAUUCCCAGAUGCUCCAAUACAGGCUCUAGACCAACAGUGAAACCUCAACCACAGCCUACUAUGGACACAGAGCAGUCAUGUGGCGAAAGGGUUGAGCGGAGGAUGAACAAAAUUGUGGGUGGCUCUUUCACACCCAUAGAGUCUCACCCAUGGGUGGCUGCUAUCUUUCAUAAGCGCUACGGUUUCCUUUGCGGUGGUUCGCUCAUCUCACCUUGCUGGGUUCUUACAGCUGCACACUGCUUCACUGAUGGUGAAAACACCAAAAUCCCACAUCUUUCUGUAUACCUGGGGAAGAGCGCUAUCAAUGACACAGACGUCGACAAAGAGCAGCAGUUUUUUGUGGAAAAACUGAUCAUCCACCAAAAGUACAAUGACUCAAACUACGACAGUGACAUAGCCCUGGUGAAGAUCAAAAGCAGAAAUGCAACCACACAUGGAGGUUGCGCGGUGAGGUCACCGACUGUUCGGACAGUUUGCCUCCCUCCGCUUCACACUCAGCUGCCUGCAGGAUUUUCAUGCAGCAUCGCGGGAUUUGGGAAAGAGAAAUUCGAGUCGCCACGAUUCUCACAGUACCUGAAACAGGCCGACGUGAAGCUGCUCUCCCGUGCUGAAUGUACAAGUGGCCUGCAGUAUGGAAGCAGAAUCACUGACAACAUGUUCUGUGCUGGGAGCCCAAGUUGGAGCACUGAUGCCUGCAAGGGUGACUCUGGCGGUCCGUUGGUGUGUGAAGCAUCAGGCCGGAUGUUUCUGUUCGGGGUGGUGAGCUGGGGCGAGGGCUGUGGCUGGAUGAACAAACCAGGUGUUUACACUCAAGUCACCAACUACAACAAGUGGAUCGCUGCAAAAACAGGGCUCACAAAAUACACGAGAGGAUUGAUGUAUCCCCAGAAAUGAAACUUUGGCACAAGGCUAUCUGUUGGGCAUUGCAUAUCUUUAAAGGACAAUUUGGCAGCAGUUUUGUAAGCUCUGUGUGUAUAAAAGCUUGUACAAAUGUUGCAGGUUCGGUCUCAGGAGAAACUUAAAGGCGUUGCUGUUAAUGUACAGUGAAAAUUCUUUUGCACAGUCAUAAUUUGCUGCGACAGUUCUAAGUGAAUGUUUUAAAAUAUCUUUAUUGUACAUAGUGCACAAUGCAAUUUUGUUACUUUUGCAAAAAAAAAAAAAAAAGGGUGUAGACUUUUAAAACAAUUAAAAUGUAUAUUUAUCUCAUGUAAUUUAAUAAGUAUUUCCUCUUGUUGAAGGCUGGCCCUGCUGUUAAGUAUGUUUGGUAGUAAAUAAAUACAAAUUUUGUAUUA